Molecule: messenger RNA, 1829 nt
Organism: Mangifera indica (mango)
Lineage: Eukaryota; Viridiplantae; Streptophyta; Magnoliopsida; Sapindales; Anacardiaceae
Product: probable xyloglucan 6-xylosyltransferase 5
Exons: 1
Coding region: 234-1607 (457 amino acids)
Biological process (GO): xyloglucan biosynthetic process
Cellular component (GO): membrane; trans-Golgi network; endosome
Molecular function (GO): hexosyltransferase activity
Source: RefSeq, a predicted model, not a curated record
CGGUGUUUGGACACACGUUUUCUCCACUUCCUCUCUUCCCUCUUUCUGUUCUUCAUCCAGCUCACUCUGAUAGGGUUCUUACAUCAUUGCCAGCACUGUCUCAGCUCUCUUCUUUCUUCUAAAUUUCUCAUGUACUAAAUUUCAACGUUUUCCAGCGAGACCCCAGUAUAAUAAUCAACAUAAAUUGGAUCUCUCUUUCCCAUUUCAGGGGAGGAAUAACUUUUAUAUUCCAGAUGGGUCAAGAACAACAUUUGGCACCUCAGAAGAGAGCCUCCGGCUGCGGCGGAGGUGGUGGCGGUGUUCUCCCUACAACCGCCCUCAACGGAAGGGCCUCCAGCCGAGGAGCAAUACCUCGUGGCAGGCAGAUCCAGAGGACUUUCAACAACAUCAAGAUCACUAUACUUUGUGGCUUCGUCACGAUCCUCGUCCUUCGUGGUACUAUUGGAGUUGGGAAUUUGGGAAAUUCUGAUACUGACGCUGUUAAUCAAAACCUAAUCGAAGAGACAAAUCGAAUUCUAGCGGAGAUCCGUUCGGAUAAUGACCUGGAAGACCUGACUGAGUCUGAUUUUAACCCGAAUGUUACCUACACUUUGGGUCCGAAGAUUUCCACUUGGGAUGAAGAUCGUAAAGCGUGGCUUGCUCAAAAUGGUGAGUUUCCUAGUUAUGUUAAUGGAAAGCCUAGGAUUUUAUUAGUCACUGGAUCGCCUCCGAAGCCUUGUGAUAAUGCUAUUGGUGAUCAUUACUUGUUGAAGAGUAUAAAGAAUAAGAUAGAUUAUUGUAGGAUUCAUGGGAUUGAGAUUGUUUAUAAUAUGGCUCAUUUGGAUAAAGAGUUAGCUGGGUAUUGGGCGAAAUUGCCUUUGAUAAGGAAAUUGAUGUUGUCUCAUCCUGAAGUUGAGUGGAUUUGGUGGAUGGAUAGUGAUGCAAUGUUUACUGAUAUGGUGUUUGAGAUUCCUGUUGCCAAGUAUGAUAAGUAUAAUUUGGUUGUUCACGGGUAUCCCGAUUUGAUGUUUGAUCAGAAGUCUUGGAUUGCAUUGAAUACGGGGAGUUUCUUGUUUAGGAAUUGUCAGUGGUCGUUGGAUUUGCUUGAUGCCUGGGCACCAAUGGGACCAAAAGGUGUGGUAAGAGAGGAGGCUGGGAAGAUUUUGACGGCUAAUUUGAAAGGGCGGCCUGCUUUUGAGGCAGACGAUCAGUCUGCUUUGAUUUACUUGUUGUUGUCACAGAAGGAUAAGUGGAUUGAUAAGGUUUUCCUGGAGAAUCAGUAUUAUUUGCACGGAUAUUGGGCUGGUUUGGUUGAUAGGUAUGAGGAGAUGGUGGAGAAAUACCAUCCUGGGUUAGGUGAUGAAAGGUGGCCGUUUGUGACUCAUUUUGUUGGCUGCAAGCCUUGUGGAAGCUAUGGGGAUUACCCAGUUGAGAGGUGCUUGAAGAGCAUGGAGAGGGCUUUUAAUUUUGCAGAUAAUCAAGUUCUUAAGCUAUAUGGAUUUGGUCAUAGGGGAUUGUUAAGUCCCAAGAUUAAGAGAAUAAGGAAUGAAACGGCUACUCCUUUGGAGUAUGUGGAUCAGUUUGAUAUUCGGCGUCCUUCUCAUAAGAAGAGUGGAUUACAGAGCUAGGACAGUGAAACUGUAACAUCAUAUUCAGUAUGUCAUAGUGUGUAGGUGAUGUAAUUCCUUAGUUACAUAUCAGAGUUCAAAUUACAGUUUUUACAUUGAAGUAAGUUUUGCUUGUAAUGUUAUCAUGGUGCAUUUUUUCGAGAACAAACUCAGUACAAUUCUUUAUAGAUGAUAUUGUCUUCCUGAUGCUUUCAAGUAAUUUAUGAAAGAAAUUUACACCAA